AUGGCCAACUACUACGAGGUGCUGGGCGUACCCACCAACGCCUCCCCUGAGGACAUCAAGAAGGCAUACCGCAAGCUGGCCUUGCGCUGGCACCCGGACAAGAACCCCAACAACAAGGAGGAGGCCGAGAAGAAGUUCAAGCAGGUGUCGGAGGCCUACGAGGUGCUGUCGGACUCCAAGCGACGCCUGGUGUACGACCGGGCCGGCUGCAGCGAGUCCUGGCGGGCGGGCGGGGCCGGGCCCCCGUGCGGCGGCCCCUUCGGCGGCGGCUACACCUUCCGCAACCCCGAGGACAUCUUCCGGGAGUUCUUCGGGGGCCUGGACCCCUUCUCCUUUGACUUCUGGGAGGCCCCUUUCGGCAGCGCGCGGGGCCGGGGGCACGGCCUGCGGGGGGCCUUCGCGGCGGGCUUCGGGGAGUUCCCGGCCUUCAUGGAGGCCUUCUCCUCCUUCGACUCGCUGGGCCACGGCGGGGGCGGCCGCACCACCUUCUCGUCCACGUCCUUCGGGGGCUCGGGGGCCGGCAGCUCCGGCUUCAAGUCUGUGAUGUCCUCCACAGAGAUGGUCAACGGACACAAGGUCACCACCAAGCGCAUCUUGGAGAACGGGCAGGAGCGGGUGGAGGUGGAGGAGGACGGGCAGCUCACCUCGGUGACCAUCAACGGCAAGGAGCAGCUGAAGAGGGUGGACAGCAAGUGA
Molecule: messenger RNA, 696 nt
Organism: Perognathus longimembris pacificus (Pacific pocket mouse)
Lineage: Eukaryota; Metazoa; Chordata; Mammalia; Rodentia; Heteromyidae
Gene: Dnajb8
Product: DnaJ heat shock protein family (Hsp40) member B8
Exons: 1
Coding region: 1-696 (231 amino acids)
Biological process (GO): protein refolding; positive regulation of proteasomal ubiquitin-dependent protein catabolic process
Cellular component (GO): cytosol; endoplasmic reticulum membrane
Molecular function (GO): Hsp70 protein binding; ATPase activator activity
Source: RefSeq, a predicted model, not a curated record